AUGGCUGAUAUAAAGACAAUGUUUCAAAAAAUGAACAAUGGUCCGCAGAAUGGUAGUGGGGAGGCUGUGCCAUCGAAAACCCAAAAAGGGACCAUUGAAAAGAUAUAUCAGAAGAAAUCACAACUUGAACACAUUCUUCUAAGACCAGAUACAUACAUUGGAUCUGUUGAACGUGCUACUGAAACAAUGUGGGUCUAUGAUAAGGAAAAAGAGUGUAUGGCGCAAAAAGAAUUGACAUUUGUACCUGGUUUGUACAAAAUAUAUGACGAAAUAUUAGUAAAUGCAGCUGACAACAAACAGAGAGACUCAAAAAUGGAUGUUAUAAAGAUUGACAUUAAUCAAGAGCAAAAUACAAUAUCUGUUUAUAACAAUGGAUGUGGUAUUCCAGUAGUAAUGCAUAAAGAGGAAAAAAUGUAUGUUCCAACUAUGAUUUUUGGACACCUUUUGACCUCAUCCAACUAUAAUGAUGAAGAAGAAAAGGUUACUGGAGGACGUAAUGGUUAUGGAGCUAAGUUGUGUAAUAUUUUUUCAACAAAAUUUACAGUUGAAACUGCUUCAAAGCAAUACAAGAAACACUUUAAACAGACAUGGGGAUCUAAUAUGACAAAGGCGUCUGAACCUAAAGUGAAAGAAUCUGGAAAAGAUGAUGACUUCACAAAGGUGACUUUCAGCCCUGACCUGGCUAAAUUCAAAAUGGAAAAAUUAGAGGAUGAUAUUGUAGCUCUAAUGUCCAGACGUGCGUACGAUGUUGCUGCAUCUACAGCUGGAGUAAAAGUAUAUCUCAAUGGAGAAAGAAUAAAAAUAAACAAAUUUAAAGAUUAUGUUGAUUUAUACAUAAAAGGUAAAGAAGACGAAAAUGGCCAACCUUUGAAAGUUGUCUAUGAAAAGGUAAAUGAUCGCUGGGAAGUUGCGUUAACACUCUCAGACAGAGGUUUCCAACAAGUUUCUUUUGUCAACUCUAUAGCUACAACUAAAGGAGGUAAACACAUUGACACAGUGGCUGAUGGUGUUGUGAAAAAUGUUCUAGAAGUAUUGAAAAAGAAAAAUAAGGGCGGUGUUAACAUUAGACCAUUCCAGGUUAAGAACCAUAUGUGGGUAUUCGUCAAUUGCCUAAUCGUAAACCCAACCUUUGAUUCACAAACCAAAGAAAACAUGACACUCCAAGCAAAAAGUUUUGGAUCGAAAUGCGCAUUUUCAGAAAAAUUCAUAACGGCAGUUACUAAAUGCGGCUUAGUGGAAUCAGUGUUGACAUGGGCUAAGUUUAAGGCUCAAAAUGAACUUGUGAAGGCUUCCGGAAAGAAGCAGACUAAACUGAAAGGUAUACCUAAGUUAGAGGAUGCUAAUGAAGCGGGAACUAGAAACGCACAUUUAUGCACAUUAAUUCUUACUGAGGGAGACUCAGCUAAAACAUUAGCUGUAUCCGGACUCAGUGUAGUCGGUAGGGACCACUAUGGUGUUUUUCCACUUAAGGGUAAACCUUUAAACGUAAGAGACGCGUCGCACAAACAAGUACUGGAAAAUGUGGAAAUAAACAAUCUUAUUAAAAUCAUUGGUCUUCAGUACAAAAAGAAAUACAAUUCAAUGGAUGACUUGAAGUCAUUGAGAUAUGGUAAAGUUAUGAUUAUGGCCGAUCAGGAUCAAGAUGGAUCCCAUAUUAAGGGUUUAAUAAUCAACUUUGUCCACCACAAUUGGCCAGAGUUAUUAAAACUGCCGUUUUUAGAGGAAUUUAUUACGCCUAUCGUAAAGGCCACUAAAAAGGAUAAAGAAAUAUCGUUCUAUUCAUUACCUGAAUUUGAAGAAUGGAAGAACGAAACGGAAAAUUAUCAUACAUACAAUAUCAAAUACUACAAGGGUUUGGGUACUUCCACUGCUAAGGAAGCGAAAGAGUAUUUCCAGAACAUGGAUAGGCAUAGAAUACGAUUCAAAUACGCGGGCAACAUUGACGAUCACCAUAUAGAGCUGGCUUUCUCUAAGAAAGGAGCCGAUCAACGUAAGGAAUGGCUGACAAGUCACAUGGAGGAAGUGAAGAGACGCAAAGAGAUCGGUCUUCCCGAGCGAUAUCUAUAUACCAAGGAAACUAAGACUGUUACAUAUUCUGACUUUGUCAAUUUGGAGCUGGUACUCUUUUCUAACGGCGACAAUGUUCGAUCUAUACCUUCAAUGAUAGACGGUUUGAAACCGGGUCAACGAAAAGUAAUAUUCACGUGUAUUAAACGUAAUGACAAACGCGAGGUGAAAGUUGCUCAACUGGCUGGUUCCGUAGCAGAGCACUCAGCUUACCAUCAUGGUGAACAGUCGCUGGCGAUGACGAUAGUGAAUUUAGCGCAGAACUAUGUGGGUUCCAACAAUAUUAACCUCUUGGAACCGCGGGGUCAGUUCGGUACAAGACUGUGCGGAGGCAAGGAUUCGGCCAGUCCGAGGUACAUCUUCACACUGAUGUCGCCUCUCACGAGGCUCAUAUUCCAUCCGCACGACGAUCCUUUGCUUUUGCACGAAUUCGAGGAUAACCAGCGGAUAGAACCCGUACACUACGCGCCUAUUUUACCGAUGGUGCUCGUGAAUGGAGCUGAAGGUAUCGGUACUGGAUGGUCUACGAAGAUACCUAACUAUAACCCUCGAGACAUCGUUGCUAAUAUCCGCCGUUUGCUUGACGGUGAGGAGCCAAAGCCAAUGCACCCGUGGUACAAAAACUUCCGAGGGACGAUAGAGGGAUUCAGUGACAAGUAUGUCAUUUCCGGUGAGGCAGCCAUCUUGCCUAACGAAAAGAUAGAAAUCACAGAGCUUCCGGUUGGCACCUGGACACAGAACUACAAGGAGAAUGUCCUUGAACCGCUGCUGGGAACUGACAAAGUCAAACCGCUUAUAUCUGAAUAUAGGGAAUACAACACUGAUACAACAGUCCGUUUCCUUGUUACAUUGUUACCUGGAAAAUUGGCUGAAGUAGAGGCAGAGGGCAUCCACAAGGUUUUCAAAUUACAGACGACCAUCUCCAUGACUUGUAUGAACGCUUUUGACCACAAUAACUGCUUGAAGAAGUAUGACAAAGUGGAAGAGAUUCUCCGUGAGUUUUAUGAUGUACGUCUACGAUACUACGCCAAACGGAAGGAGUUCUUGGAGGGCCAGCUGCAAGCAGAAGCAGAUAAGCUUACGAAUCAAGCUCGUUUUAUUGUAGAGAAAUGUGACAAGGGACUUGUGGUUGAAAACAAAAAGAGGAAGGUGAUGGUCGAAGAGUUGAUGAAAAGGGGAUAUGCCCCUGACCCAAUCGCUGAUUGGAAGAAGCGCGCUACUAAGAUGCAGGGUCUCAACGCACUGGAGGAAGAAGAACCUAUAGAAUCCGAGGAGGAGAUUGAGCCAGAAGUAACAAAGGGUGGCAAACCUGUUGACCCUGAAAAAGCAUUCCAGCAGCUAAAAGAAGUGAAGAAGUACAACUAUCUGCUGGGUAUGUCUAUGUGGAUGCUAACAAAGGAGAAGAAAGAUGAAUUAUUGAAACAACGAGACCAGAAACUCGCCGAGCUUGAAGCUCUUAAAAAGAAGACGCCAUCGAUAUUAUGGCGUGACGACUUGGACAUAUUCCUGACGAAGCUGGAUGAUCUCGAGGAAAGCGAACGUCAAGAGGAAGCAGCUACAAACAGGAAGACCUCCAAAGCUCAGGCAGCAAAUAAGAAGAAUCGCAAAUCACUAAUGGAAAUAAUACCAUCAACGGAGGGACGAAGAGUUGAACCAAAGAUCUCCGAAGACAUUAUCAAGAGGAUUCAAGCUGCAGAGAAGGCUAAAAUCAAGAAAGAGGUCAAGAAGGAAUAUGAUCCAGAUGAUCCAACAGGCGUAAGUCCAGCCGCCGCAGAGAAGAAACCGAGGGGAAGAGUAAAGAAGGAAAAAGUAGAAAAGGAAAGGGUAGAGAAAGAGAAAUUAGAUAAAAGUGAUAAGGACAAAGAUGGCCUCAAACAAUCAAAACUUAAUUUCAAGAAAGAACCUAAGAAGAAAAAGCCAACGUUCAGUGGCAGUGAUUCCGAGGAAUUGUCUGGUUCAGAUGUUGAAAUGGUUCAGCCCAGUGCACCGAGAGAACGAACCUCCACGAGACGAGCUGCUACUAAGGUACAGAAAUACAAAGACGGAUCGGACGAUUCCAACUCAGAUUCUGAACCAGAACUCUUGGAUAAUAAAAUUGAGUCUGAUGAUGAAAAGCCACCUAGAGCCCUGUCCCUAAGUGAUGAUGACGACAGUUUAAACAUUAAGAAGAAUAAAAAGAAACCAGCUGAAAUGGACUCUGAUUGUCUCUUCGAUUCAUUAAUAGAAGAAACAAAAAAGGAAGAAUUGAACAAUAAGAGUUCAGACAACGUCACCGUUCUAAGCAGCGACGAAGAACCUUCGCCAAAGAAGAAGCCGGCGAAGAGGAAACUGCUAGCUGUUGAGAAGGAGCCAGUUAAAAAGGAGCCACCUAAGAAGAAAGUCAAGCCCACGUUGAGCCUGGAAAGCGACGAUGAUAGUAUAUUCGAUACUAAAAAGGACAAAAAGAAGCCACCAGCCAAGAAACCAGCAAAGAAGACUAAGAAACAAUCCAGUGACGAAGAGACGAUGGCUCUGACAGCGAUUGAAUUGAGGAUCAAUGGAUCUGGGACGGAUCAUAAUAUACUUACAGUAUUUGUAAAUAUUAAUUUUAAAUUGGAACUGUGCGACUUAUACAAAUGA
Messenger RNA from Leptosia nina, 4686 nucleotides. Lineage: Eukaryota; Metazoa; Arthropoda; Insecta; Lepidoptera; Pieridae. The record is from the annotation of a GenBank genome assembly.